Messenger RNA from Meyerozyma guilliermondii ATCC 6260, 927 nucleotides. RefSeq lists its product as uncharacterized. Gene Ontology annotation, molecular function: 3'-5'-RNA exonuclease activity. The transcript has a single exon. The coding region runs from base 1 to 927 and encodes 308 amino acids. The record is from RefSeq and is a predicted model, not a curated record. NCBI's taxonomy places the organism in Eukaryota, Fungi, Ascomycota, Pichiomycetes, Serinales, Debaryomycetaceae.
AUGAAGUUCCUGUUUGCUCAAAUUCUCUUACUUGUUUCCGCUGUGGCCGCCCAACCUGUUCAAUGGUCCGAUUUGGAGACCAGAGACACCGAUUUGGCGUUUAGAAUCUACUCCAACAAUGUUAGAGAGUACACCGAAAAACGGUUCCCCGAUGAAAGACCAUGGGACGAAAGAAAGUACGGUGUGAUCGAGGCACUCAAUUCCAGAAUCCACGAUUUUCCUACGUUGGUAGGACUUCAAGAACUCAAGCACAACCAGCUUGUGGACGUUUUGGCGGGACUCAAUGGCCAGAACCAGACUGAAUUUCCUUGGGCUCAUUAUGGUGUUGGUAGAGACGAUGGUGUGGAAAAAGGUGAGUAUUCUGCCAUUCUUUACAAUACUCUCGAGUGGGAUUUGCUCAAUGGUACCUAUAAAUGGCUCAGUCCUACCCCAGAUGUCCCCAGUUACGGCUGGGAUGCUGGAAGUAGAAGAAUUGUCACCAUGACUACUUUCAGAAAUAAGCAGACCGGCACCAAAGUCAAUUACUUCAAUACUCAUUUGGACAAUAAAAGUGAGCAAUCAAGACAAGAGUCUACCAAGUUGAUCGUUGGCUGGCUACAACUGAUUCCCAACGAUUAUCCACAAUUUUUGCUGGGUGACUUCAACUCAAUUGCUUCCGACAUUGCCUACGAGACUGUCGCGGACUACAUGGCAGACACUAAUGUCAUCGCCAACAUCCACGAAACUGGAAACGAAACCACAUACACCGGAUUCGAGUACGGUGACCACCAGUCAGUGAUCGAUUUUAUCUGGGCUCCAUCCAAUAGUAACAAACCCAAGUCUGGCGUAGAGGUGGUGGGCUACGAAGUGUUGUCCAACAACUACCUGGACUUCCGGUUCAGUGACCACAGACCAGUUACUUCUCACUUUAGAAUCUCCAGCAACUGA